Cylindrotheca closterium is the source of this 3555-nucleotide messenger RNA. Lineage: Eukaryota; Bacillariophyta; Bacillariophyceae; Bacillariales; Bacillariaceae. The record is from the annotation of a GenBank genome assembly.
AUGCCAGCCCUCUACUUAUUUGGAAAGAGGACGCUCUUGGCCGGUGACGACCUGCAGCUUCCAGCCGCAUUGACCAUAGGUGCACGCAUCGUCCAAGUCGUGUGUCUGGCACUCCCGAUUUCCAUUUGGCUCAUCAACGAUGCUGGCAAGAGUGGGGAAAGCUUGUUCUUUUUUCUAAUAACGGAUCCAUCCCACGAUGCAUCUUGUACGCAUUCACACUAUUAUCCAUUGUUCAAUAGCUUGCAUCUUUUGGGAACCCUAUUAUUUGGAAUUGUGAGUGUUUUCCUGGAGCUACAAAUAUGGCAUUGGACCUCUCAAGGGACGCCAACUAUUCGGGAACCCCGGUCGAGUAAAGUUCAGUUGCUUCUGGAACGGAAGUUUUCCUACUUGACAAUGUCCUUGAUUGGAGUGGUCUUUCUCUACAUAACGGGAAUUGGUUUUGCCCAAACCUACUUGGUGUGUCACGAAGAAGAAGACGAUGCGAACACUCUGUGGAUUGGCACCCAUUCUUGGUGGAUCCUCAGUGCCGUGCUGAUAUUUUCACAAGUGGCGGAACUCUUGUUGAUUUCCCUCUUUUUGGCCCGACUCAUCUUGCAACACGAUGGCAAUGGAGAUGGCGUGUGGAACAAUACAAAUGCUCAUCAUUAUCAUCGCAAUUUAUCUCAAGAGCUUUGGACGGAUCGAUGUCACUGGAUGUGCAAAUGCUUAUCCAUCUCCACUUGUUGUCUAUUCGGUGGACAAGAUUUGAUAGAAAAUCACAACCCUGCCGUGUCUACGAACAAUAUUUAUCAGCAAGUUGCUAUUGCGCUGGCAGAAUAUCUGGAAACAAGAGGAACAUUGGAUGUUGUUCCAUCGGAUCUAAUCACUGGACUCUUGAUGCUACAAAAGAUACAAGAACAACGGAAGUUGAAGGCGCAAAUUCAAGUAAGGCGAUCUAGUCAUCAUCAGCAGCAACAACAACAACGACAUACAUCGAUAGUCGUGGACGAGUCUCCUGGUAUCCAAAUGGAGCCUCAAAAUACUAGCAAAAAGUCACUGACGCGGCGGAUCCGAACAGGCAAUACUCCGGAACCGAAGUCACGGAGUUCGUCAUUUUCCCAAAGGGCGGCUAGCAGUGGCUCCCUUUCCGCAUCGGGAUCCUCUUCUUCCUCCUUGACAGGCCUGGUGGAAACCAGUCACUUGGUACCACCGACAUUGCCCGAAGAUCCUCGGGUUUUGGGCAGGACUGACGUGCUCUAUGCUCCUCGAAAUGGUCAAGUGCUGGAUCCCAACAAUCCUACGGACCAAGACUUUUUGCAAGAAGGAGCUCAGAUGGCCAAGUACGCUCUGGCGAUCUACACUUGGAUGCUCUAUGUCUUUGUGAAUCCCAUUUCUGGAUUUCCCAAUAUUCUUUGUAGGUCUUGCAAAUUGUGUUGUUGCACUUCCAAACAGUCUUAUCGGAAUCGGGGAUCUCGAAAUAGUAAUGGCCCUUCGUUGUUGGGCAAUGACGAAGAAUUCCCCACAACAAUUGGUGAUAAUCUGUGCCAAUGGCACAAGAGUGCCCUGCUUCUAGUCGCACAACUGGAUCACACCGACUUGGUGUACGCCCAAUUGGAAAAUCGCUUGUCCCUAAUGCCGUAUUGCAUUUUGCUGGAUCACGAGACGAAAUGCAUCGUCAUUUCUAUUCGAGGUAGUUUGAGUUUGGAAGACUUGGUGACGGAUGCCUUGAUUGAUCCAGAAUCUUGCGAAGGCCUAGGAGAAGAGUUUGGAUUUGAUGCUCACGGGCAAUACUGCCAUGCGGGCGUGGUGGCGUGUGUCAACAAUAUCUACCAAGACUUGCAACGGCAUCGACUACUGGAUUCACUCGCAGAAGACUUUCCAGAUUAUGGCUUGAGACUUGUGGGACACAGUUUGGGAGCUGCUAGCGCCACUUUGCUCGGGUACAUGUUAAAGAGCCGGUACAAUGACUUGAAAGUGUACAAUUUUUCACCUCCAUCCACCAUGACGUGGGACAUGGCAACCCAGUGCAGCGAAUGGACCACAAGUUUUGUCCUAGAUGCGGAUAUUGUUCCAAGGCUUUCCGUCCUGUCGAUGGAAGACCUUCGCGAUGAAGUCUUGCAACUGAUUGGAAAUUUGAAGGUACCGAAGCAUCAAGUCUUUGAAAGCAUAUUUGCGAACUGUACGACCGGACAAUGUUUUGGUGGACCAGAUUCCGAACCCGAAGAGAUGGAUCUAGAACAGAACCUAAUCGACAUGAAUCGGAAAAUCAGUGAGAUGCUCAUUGAUGACGAGCCAAUAGACACUGUGUAUCAUCGCCAACUGCAGGAAUUUUUACGAAUCCAAGCAGAAUUGAAACGAUCUCGAGGCGAUAGUCGGACUCAAUUUUUGUAUCCUCCUGGAAGGAUGAUCCAUCUACUCAAGACUGGAGAAGAUUCGGGAUGUUCUCAUGCGAUGAAAAAGUGUAUGACUUGUUGCAUGUCCAACUCCGGCUUCCGCUAUACUCCGAUCUACAUUUCGAAUGACGAUCUAAAUAGAAUCGUCGUCGGUCCAACAAUGGGAACCGACCACUUUGUCGAUCGAAUGUAUUUUGAAUUGAUGGAUCAAGAAAACCCUGGUUCAAAGGUUGAGGGUGUUCUUUCUGGAGGUCUUGAACCUCAGAUCCUUGUCGAUAUCAUUGGCCUUGCGGAAGCUGGAGUCGGUUUCUUCAUAGGCUUUGAUCUCGAAGAGGUCUUCAACACGGACCCAAUGGAGCCUGUCGUGUCUGAGUCUGGAUUUCCCUUCAUCUAUAACUUUGAAGAAUACCACCUGGCCAAAUUGAAGCUUGAAGCGACUGUGAACAAUGCUUUCUUUAGGUGGAAGCUUCUCGGAAAAGAAGAAGAAAGCUGCGACAACAGGGAGGUUCGCAUUCUCGAUGCCCUUUCCAAUGAAGGCAGCUGUUGCAAUGCAGAAGCAGUUGGAGCACAAUGCUGCCGCGACGAGGAUUGUGGCAAUGGAGCCACGCACUAUUGCGAUGGUGAUCAACAGUACGUAAUCCGCAAUUGCGACGCCGCCAACGUCGCCAUCGAAUGCUGUGCCAGCAGCGACUACAACACAGGAACUCAGCAUUGUGUUUCCAAUAUUUGCAUCGAACAGGGGAAUCCAGGCGCCCUGAGCUGGUGUGGAAGCGAUGAUAUCGAUCUCCAUGUCAUCACAUCGGCUGGCUUCAGGAUUGAUUAUCAAAAUACAAUCGAUCAAUUGACCGAAGGGAACCUAGACACGGAUGACAUUCCACAAGAGGAAGGAUGCUAUGUUGAAAACAUUCUAUCCCCCCUUCGGCCUUCUUUGUGGACAGCUUCAAGCAAAUUCUGGGAGCCGACAAUUGGACUGUCCAUGCCUAUCUUGGAGACGAGGAACAAGCUAUCCAAUCAGGAACAGAAGACAGUGAGCGAUUUGUCUAUACCUUGGCGUAACCGAGAUGCAGAUUGGCGAACUGUUUUGCUAUCUAUACAUCUAUACAUCUGCUGCGUGGUUAAGAUGUAUCUUGAUCUUCAAUAUCAAGGGAACUUGAACCAAACUGUGAUACGCAUUACUUUCUAA